Messenger RNA from Rotaria sp. Silwood2, 393 nucleotides. NCBI's taxonomy places the organism in Eukaryota, Metazoa, Rotifera, Eurotatoria, Philodinida, Philodinidae. The record is from the annotation of a GenBank genome assembly.
AUGGAAUUUAAAAAUGCAUUUGUAAAAUUGAAGACUAAUAAUCUACUUCAGUUACCAUUAAAUCAAACUGAAAAGCAUAUCACAAUUGAUCCAAAUGAAUUUCAAAAUCUUGACGUAACAUUAAUAUGUUACAAAAUUCAUUUAAAAAAGAAAAAUGAAGAAGUUUUUGCUUAUUUAUUCAAAAAUGUUAAUCCAACUGGUAUUUGGUAUGAUAUGAAUAUUCGUGAUGGUGAUCGUUUAGUUACUUUAAAUGGACAAAAUGUAACACAAUUAUCAUACGAAAAUAUUUAUUCAUUAAUAAUCGAAAAAAAACUUCCAUUUACAUGUGAGGUAGUCUGGCAUCCAGAGUUAUAUAUUGAUUUAGGUGAGAAUUAUUCAAUGUACGGUUAUUGA